Messenger RNA from Anopheles nili, 1023 nucleotides. It is a transcript of the gene spn-A, whose product is annotated as DNA repair protein RAD51 homolog 1. NCBI's taxonomy places the organism in Eukaryota, Metazoa, Arthropoda, Insecta, Diptera, Culicidae. Gene Ontology annotation, molecular function: double-stranded DNA binding; ATP hydrolysis activity; ATP-dependent DNA damage sensor activity. The record is from RefSeq and is a predicted model, not a curated record. Gene Ontology annotation, cellular component: condensed nuclear chromosome. Gene Ontology annotation, biological process: DNA recombinase assembly; mitotic recombination; mitotic recombination-dependent replication fork processing. The transcript is spliced from 2 exons. Bases 1 to 1023 code for a protein of 340 amino acids.
AUGGCUCAGAUGGAGAAAUCCUUACAAUCCGUUUCGACCGUGGAGGAUGAAGUGGGAUUUGGACCGAUAUUGGUCGGCAGGCUUGAGGGAUGCGGCGGAAUCACAAGUGGCGAUAUCAAGAAACUUGCGGAAGCCGGACUACACACCGUGGAAUCGGUUUUGUUCACACCGAAAAAGCAACUGAUAGCGAUCAAGGGAAUAUCGGAGGCGAAAGCGGACGUUAUUCUGCGGGAAGCAUCGAAACUGAUUCCGUUGGGGUUUGUGACAGCCACCGAGAUGUUCCAGAAGCGAGCGGAUAUCGUGCAGUUGACGACGGGCUCGAAAGAGUUAGAUAAGUUGCUUGGAGGCGGCAUCGAAACCGGCAGCAUCACGGAGCUAUUUGGCGAGUUUCGCACCGGCAAAACGCAGCUGUGCCACACAUUGGCCGUAACCUGCCAGCUACCGGUCAGCCAGAAUGGUGGCGAGGGCAAAUGCCUGUACAUUGACACAGAAGGAACGUUCCGCCCUGAACGGUUGUUGGCCACAGCCGAACGGUAUAAGAUGGUGGGAGCCGACGUGCUGGAUAACGUGGCGUACGCACGAGCCUACAAUUCCGACCACCAGCUCCAGCUGCUCGUGACGGCUUCUGCCAUGAUGGUGGAAACGAGAUACGCGCUCAUCAUCGUGGACAGUGCGACCAGUCUGUACCGGACGGAUUACGUUGGGCGCGGUGAGCUUGCACCCCGGCAGGCCCAUUUAGGCAAGUUCAUGCGUAUGCUGCUGCGGCUAGCCGAUGAGUUUGGGGUCGCGGUGUUGAUCACGAAUCAGGUUAUGGCCCAGGUGGAUGGCGCGGCCAUGUUCAAUCCGGAUCCGAAGAAACCGAUUGGUGGCAACGUUUUAGCGCAUGCAUCGACUACGCGCCUCUACCUUCGGAAGGGCCGUGGGGAAGCGAGAAUCUGUAAAAUCUAUGACUCGCCUUGUCUACCUGAGAGUGAGGCCACAUUCGCGAUCCAACCGGACGGGAUAGGCGAUGUAAAGGAGUGA